AUGACAAAACGUGUUUCGAAAAAGAAAUCUCAUCAAAAUCGAAGGGCGAGUUCUGACGAAACUUGUUCAAGCAACGCAACGUGUUGUCGGAAGCAAACGCAUGUCCCCGAAACCUACAAUAGCAAAUUGGAUGCAGAUAAUUUUGCAUGCAACCAGGCCAUGGGUUCAGAAGAGACAAAUGAAUAUAAAACUUGCACAUUUAAACAAAACAUUAAUUCCCCAAAACCGAAAGUGAAUAGAGGGCAUUGGAGUAAAUUGGAAGAUGAAAUGCUCUUGGCGAUUGUAAACAUAUUUGGCACAAGAAAUUGGGAAAGACACUCUAUCUACCAUCCCACUCGGAACGGCAAGCAGAUGCGAGAACGAUGGCUAUCUAUACAGACAGGCGUCAACAAAGAACCAUUCACACAGGAAGAGAUUGCCAUUAUUUAUUAUAUGCAUGACAUAGAACGUAUAGGAUGGGCAAACAUUGCAAGAAGACUGGGCAAUGGACGCAUGCCAAACUCGUGUAAAAACGUUUAUCACAAUGUUGUGGCCAAGAGUCUUCCAAAAGCUGCUAACAGAUACAAAGAAUUAUACAACGCAAUCACAGCAAACAAGAAAGAGUUGACAGCGAAGGAAAAAAUGGAAAUCAAAUAUCUUUGUCAAUAG
Paraglomus brasilianum is the source of this 648-nucleotide messenger RNA. Lineage: Eukaryota; Fungi; Glomeromycota; Glomeromycetes; Paraglomerales; Paraglomeraceae. The record is from the annotation of a GenBank genome assembly.